GUGGGGUUUUCAUGCUCCCAGCAUGAGCUCCUACUUUGUCAACCCCCUGUUCUCCAAAUACAAAGGCGGUGAGUCCUUGGAGCCGGCGUAUUACGACUGCCGGUUCCCUCAAAGUGUGGGUAGGAGCCAUGCCUUAGUAUACGGCCCGGGCAGCACGGCGCCCAGCUUUCAGCACGCCUCUCACCACGUCCAAGACUUCUUCCACCACGGGACUUCGAGCAUCUCCAACUCUGGCUACCAGCAGAACCCGUGUUCCCUCAGCUGCCACGGAGACGCCUCCAAAUUCUAUGGCUACGAGGCGCUCCCCAGACAGCCUCUUUAUGGGGCUCAGCAAGAGGCGAGCGUCGUGCAAUAUCCCGACUGUAAAUCCUCCGCCAACAGUAACAGUAACGAAGGACAAGGGCACCUAAAUCAAAACUCGUCUCCCAGUCUCAUGUUUCCAUGGAUGAGACCCCACGCUCCUGGGCGGCGCAGCGGACGACAAACUUACAGCCGGUAUCAGACCUUGGAACUAGAAAAGGAGUUUCUCUUUAAUCCAUAUUUGACACGAAAGCGACGAAUUGAGGUCUCUCACGCCCUGGGACUGACUGAAAGACAAGUGAAGAUUUGGUUCCAGAACCGCAGGAUGAAGUGGAAAAAGGAGAACAACAAGGAUAAACUUCCUGGAGCCCGAGAUGAGGAGAAAACAGAAGAAGAAGGGAACGAGGAAGAGGAGAAAGAAGAGGAAGAAAAAGAAGAGAACAAGGACUGAAAGGGGGAAAAGAUUUUUUUUUCUUUUAGCAACUCCCUUGAAGUUUCGUUUUAUGGUAGAGGAUAAAUUGAGAAGUUUACGACUGUCAUUCGCUUUUAUAGAGAAUAGAAUGAGACUCACAACUGUAACUACCUGUCAAAUACUUGUAACUCUGGUUUUACGAUCAUUGAACUUCCCCCUAGCUUUAUAUUUUUUGGGGCUGGGGAGGGGAGAUGAGGGUUCUGGGAUGGUGCUGGGUGGAGGCGGGAGGAGGAAUCUAGACACGUAGAAAAGUUCUGGCUCCUGUCUCAACAAGCUCCCCACCACCCCUACACACACACACACACACACACACACACACACACACACACGCAAACACACGCAAACACACGCUACUCCAGCCUCUCUCCUCUCCUGGUAUCUCAGAUCUGCCCUCUCCUUCUUUGCUCUCCCUUUGGAUAUAAACUACAGUCCCACCUCACUGUCUCUUUGGUGUUUAUUUUUGUAGGGGAGCACUUCCCCCAGGCUCUGAAAGAGUUGAGGGGAAGGAGAGGGAAUUCCUUGCUUUUUCUUCUGUGCUAUGUUAUAUUAUUGGAUUUCCCCCUCUAAUUCAUUGUUCCUUUUGGGGGAGGGGGAAGAUCCUUACUUAGAGUGACUCCCUUGGCUUUCCCUGGAACCUUAGGGAGACCUGACUUUCUGCUGCCCCACACCCCUAAGAAGCAGAGAUCAGUAUGUAGCCUCCCUCUAAAGAGUUCCUUCCAGUCAGGACACGGUCAGUCCCCAGCCAGUGCUCUGUGGUUUCUGUUGUCCAAAGAGGCAGCAGCUCUGUGUCCAGCUUCCCCAGUCCCUAUAUGUGUUAGCUCUCUGAAAUAAUAAUAAGUAUGAUGAUAAUAAUGAUAAUAAUAAAUCUUUAAUGUACUACCU
Molecule: messenger RNA, 1654 nt
Organism: Vombatus ursinus (common wombat)
Lineage: Eukaryota; Metazoa; Chordata; Mammalia; Diprotodontia; Vombatidae
Gene: HOXC8
Product: homeobox C8
Exons: 2
Coding region: 23-751 (242 amino acids)
Biological process (GO): regulation of transcription by RNA polymerase II
Cellular component (GO): nucleus
Molecular function (GO): RNA polymerase II transcription regulatory region sequence-specific DNA binding; DNA-binding transcription factor activity, RNA polymerase II-specific
Source: RefSeq, a predicted model, not a curated record